Peniophora sp. CBMAI 1063 is the source of this 411-nucleotide messenger RNA. NCBI's taxonomy places the organism in Eukaryota, Fungi, Basidiomycota, Agaricomycetes, Russulales, Peniophoraceae. The record is from the annotation of a GenBank genome assembly.
AUGAUGCAAGACUCACCCGCGUACCAACCAUGCAUAUGCUUUGGUACUACACGCGAAGCGCCUCCACUUGGUUUCCAUACGUUCCCUGCGCGCACGACGUUCGCGUUCUUAUGCGCGACACCGUUUCAACUCCUUCACAGCACCAAGGAACGAACGUCAACGAACAAACGUCGUAGGGUCAAGAGCAUACGUACGGGAUCGUCAGAGCUUCUAUGGAUACCUCGCGUGAUGCUCUACGUAUCUUGUUUACAUGACAGAGACUUUGCGCUAUUGGUGUCUUUGCGCACGGAAGUUCAAGGUGACGGAGAUCGCCUGUCGUCGACUGCUCCUGUAGCACCUAGGAGUCUUCGUCCGGUCAUCAUCGGAAUCUAUCAGCCAUCCCUUCAUCUGGGUAAACUCGGCUGUCGUUAG